Messenger RNA from Lichtheimia ornata, 2136 nucleotides. RefSeq lists its product as uncharacterized. Gene Ontology annotation, molecular function: protein binding. The record is from RefSeq and is a predicted model, not a curated record. NCBI's taxonomy places the organism in Eukaryota, Fungi, Mucoromycota, Mucoromycetes, Mucorales, Lichtheimiaceae. The transcript has a single exon. Bases 1 to 2136 code for a protein of 711 amino acids.
AUGCGACAACACACAGAGCAGCUUUUGGACUGCCUUCUCAUACAAGCACUUCGUGGGCACCAUCAUGACGUCGUUGAGGACACGUCCAGUAUUUGUCACGAAGAGGUUAUUCCUUUAUUGAUGAUACGAGCAAAUUCGAUGGCUGCUUGUGCAAAGUUUGAACAAGCACUUGAGAUUGCCAACAUGGCUAUUGACAUGGAUCCUUCAUCUGCAUGGGGAUAUUUAUGCAAAGGACACAUACUAGCGCAGCAGGGAUAUCAUCAACGUGCAAUACAAGUGUACGAUGCUGGUCUUUCAAUUGACUUGCAAGAUGAAUCAAAUCAUACUCGCCUUGCUUGCAGAAGAUCAAAAUCUAAAAAGGCCCUUGAGAAUCGUAUGGAUCCCAUGACAACCUUGCCAAUUGACGUUAUGCUAUUUGACAUACUCCCACUUGUCCUUGGCGAAAGGAUGCAUGAUUUCGACAAGUUGUCGCCAUAUAUGGAGGUGUCGCGUACUUGGUGUGUGCGUGUGAUCACUGCUUCAGAGUAUAAAAUGGUGAUCCCAUCAUCAAGCUGUAUCAACAUGGAACAUAAAGCAAUGGGUGAAUACGCAUGGCUAUUACAGCACCUCGUUCUCAAUGAUUGCCACGUUGAUUUUCCUCACCUUGCCAAGAAAUGGAAUCUUCAAUCCCUGAAAUAUCUCCAUAUCAAAGGUAUUGUUUUCAAAUGUAUGCGUAGGCUUUUUAUUAACCUUAGUAUAGGUUCAAUCCCGCCCCUUACCAUAGACCUUGUCAACGCGUUAAGGGUCAGUGGUUUCUACAUUUUCGACCUCAAGCUGGAUUUCAGCAAAGCUUCCGGUGAAUUUGUACUCCCAAUGUACCGUAUCCUUGAAACGUGCCCAAAUUUGAAGUCCUUGACAUGCAUUCCAGGCGUACCAAAUGCUGAUGAAGGGCCCCAGCAACCAACUGUGUAUCCUCAACUACGACAUCUUUCCGUGCAGGGUCCAAGAGGAGCGCCAACAUUCAAUGACAUGUAUCACUUUCUUUCGCAAUUUCCUGAACUUGAAACAUUGGAAGCAAAGCUUCCUUUUACUACAAGUCGUAUUUUGGCUAUGAUACAUCAUCUUUGUCCAAGAUUAAAACGACUGCUUUUCGGAAGUCGUGAUGACUAUCAUACAUCAGACUAUGAAUACCAAGGCGACCUUGAUGUGAAUGAAUCAAAGGGACUUUGCCACCUUGAUAUUGGCAUGCAACGUGCAAGCACUGAAAAUCAGGCCUACUCUCAAGAUGAUGUGGCGAUGAUUUGCAUGCAUAACCAUACAUCGCUUCAAGACUUUCGUUACAUGGGAUGGCUAUCGAACACAUGCGAGAUUACACAAAAGAGUGUCUCUAUGACAAGAUUGCCAAUGGUAUUCGAACAGCUGUCAUACAUGGAGAUACGACUUGAAUUGCCUGCUGAUCAGCUUGGUGGUCGUUAUUUUACAUGGCAUCGUCGUACGACGGCUCCGCAAUUUCCUCCUUUUGUGGAAUGGAUGAUCUUACAUGCACCUAUGCUUCAUACGUUAACGAUCGCAACAAAGGUGCCCAUUGAUGUAGAUGUGUUUACAGCAAUGCGUGAUUUGAACAACCUUGUGCGGCUGAAUUUGAACCUUCAUGAAGGUAGCACCAUGCAAGCGAUGACCGCUUUUUUGGAUCAUCACUUUCAUCUUGGAUCAUCACCAUUAUCAUUCCUCCAUAUCAGAAUCAAGGAGCAGCUUAAUCCAACAUUGAUAUCAUCACUCGCACGCCUUCCAUGUAUUCAAUCGCUUCAUGUGGAUUAUUUUGGCCCAUUGGUGACUACAGUGUUUGAUCCGUUGAUGUCUACGCUUGCGGUCAAUCAUUCCCAAGUGAAAGAAUUACAGCUAUCAUGUCAAUUCCAAGAAGUAUCAUUGAGCGCUUUACAAAGUUUGCCAGAUUUGGGGUCGCUCACGAAGCUGAAGAUACACGCUCAUAAAAUCCCAUACAAUGCGUUCGAACCAUUGCGUGAAUGUACAAAGCUCAAAGUUUUGGAAAUAAGGGUUGAAAGCCCAAGCCCUGAUGAAGAUGAUCAAAUUGUGGAGACCUUACUCAUAUCUCAGAGCAUUCAUAAAGUGGUCUACAUUACUACUUCGAUCAAAUAA